This is a messenger RNA of Ceraceosorus guamensis, 3369 nucleotides long. RefSeq lists its product as hypothetical. The record is from RefSeq and is a predicted model, not a curated record. The coding region runs from base 328 to 3204 and encodes 958 amino acids. The transcript has 4 exons. Gene Ontology annotation, cellular component: MBF transcription complex; SBF transcription complex. Gene Ontology annotation, molecular function: protein binding; DNA binding; transcription regulator activity. NCBI's taxonomy places the organism in Eukaryota, Fungi, Basidiomycota, Exobasidiomycetes, Ceraceosorales, Ceraceosoraceae.
CGCGAGGAUCGUGAUGAGCGCGCCUUGAACACCAGACAAUUAGGGAUAGACCUAACACCGAGCCGGUCGCUUUGAGGUACCGCCUUCACGAUUGCAAUCACUCAACGCUCGUAUCUCCGACAUUUGGACAACCCGGAGCUUUGGAUGGGCGGCACGGGCUUUUCUCUGCCCCACGAUCACGCAAAGUUCUCCUUUAAUUGCCUUCUUUUGGACACUGGCACCCAAGGAAUUGCGGCACAGACAGAGUAGGGACGGCUCGGAUUGGCCAAGCAGCGACAGACGCCCACGUCCAGUGACCGAGCCGCUUGCAAAGCCGUCAAGGUCAAGAUGCGAGCAAUGUAUCCAGCACCCGCUGGGCGUGCGAGCGGCACGGCCUCGGCAACGUCCGGCUACCCUCAACCACGACAGAACCAUACAUCGACUUUUCCCGGCAACCCCGCGUCCACAGCUACAAGUUUUGCCGCUCCAGGCGCAGUCUAUGCUCCUUCCGGUCCUUACCUCUCUACGAAUACUGCCUACACUUCCGGACCGUCAUCUGCAUCCGCUUCGCUCGCUGCGCCUCCGCCCGCGCAUACUCCUUCGCCCUCUGCUCGCUCCAACCAACAGCUCCCGCCGAGCGGGAGCCAAGCGGCCCCUCCUUCAGCUACUUCUAGCGCUCCAACAGCAAGCGGAGCGCUGUCGCCAGAUAGGGCUCCGCCUACAGUGUACUUGGCGACGUACAGCGGCGUGCCCGUCUACGAACUUACCGUGCGCGGCAUUGCUUGUAUGCGUAGAAGGGCAGAUGGUUUCCUCAAUGCGACGCAGAUCUUGAAGGUCGCAGGUGUGGAAAAGGCAAAGAGAACAAAGGUGCUCGAGCGCGAGAUCUUGACUGGAGAGCACGAGAAGAUUCAGGGUGGAUAUGGCAAGUAUCAGGGCACAUGGAUUCCGCUCGCUCGUGCCCACACGCUAAGCGCGGCAUACAAUGUUACUCACCUAUUGCAACCCAUCUUGGAGCUUGACCCUUCGGCCAAUGUGCCUGUGGCAGGUCGCAGGAAGAGGCCGAACCCCAACGCGCCUGCCGCUAGCAUGUACCAUCGAUUGGGACCUGGUGCAGCUGGCAAGAACACCGCCAAGGAGGAGUCGAGUGGAGGUACGCCUGGCUCCGCUGGAUCGCCCGCUGCAGCUGGCUCAAGUCUAGGUUCCGCACCAAGUCAGGCUCCACGUUUUCUCAGCUUGCGUCCACCUGCGCCUGGGGAUGCUUCCAUCGGUGAUGUCAGCCCCACCGCUGCUGCCGCGUCAUCGGGUAUUCCGGCAGGCACCGACGCCCGAGGUCGCACGGCUUUGGAAGGGUACGCUGCCCACGGCUACACCCCGGCUGGCAUUGCUGUGCCUGUUCCAGCGAAGGAGGCGACUACUCAGUCGAUCGGCGAGCCAAGCUAUGCGUCCAACAAGCGUGGUCCACCUUCCCCAGAGACGUCUCCUUCCAGGACGCAAAGCGCCAAGCGAUCCAAGGGCGAUCAGAAUGGCUUCGAGGACUCUCCGGCGGCUCAAGGACUUUCGCCAGUCAAGGACCUGAAUCUGCUGGGGCGAUUGUCGCCCUCUGCUUCGCUACGUGGUGCGAGGCCGGUCAAUGCUUCACGCAUGCGCGCCGGUCCUCCGGAUGCUCAAGGUCUAGGUCCGGGAGCCAGAUUCGCUACUCGACCGGCACCCGUCGUCGAGUCCGAGCCGGAGCGAAAAGCGCGCGAAAUUCUGACGGCUCAAUUCAUUGAUAGCACGGCUCCUCCUUCUGGGCCAGAUGCUCUCGAGUCUGUUCUGGGUGCGCUGCCGGAUGGGUCGGCUGACACUGUCAUCGACGAUCACGGUCACACCGCUUUGCAUUGGGCUGCGGCGCUUGCACGCCUCCCAUUGGUCAAUAUGCUGCUGUCUCUGCCUCCUCCGCGAGGCGCCGACCCCCACAUUGGUAACCACGCAGGGGAGACUGCCUUGCACCGCGCGGUGCUCGUCACAAACGCCUACGACGGGUCCGCUUUCCCCGCCCUGCUGGCAGCGCUGAGCGCGAGUCUGCACACGCGCGACUUCAAGCGGCGUACUCUGAUCCAUCACAUUGCUUUGGUGUCGGCCUUGAAAGGCAGAGCUGCUCCGGCGCGGUAUUAUCUUGCUUGCGUGCUGGAGCACAUCGCCAAACACGAAGGCGGUAAGCAUGCUGCCCUGGUCGACGCGCAAGACGAGGAGGGGGAGACCGCUUUGGGCAUCGUUGCGAGGAUAGGAAAUGCUGGGAUGUGCAAGAUGCUGCUCGAUGUUGGCGCGCGCAAAGAUAUCGCCAACAAUCUUGGCCUCAGACCCAAAGAUUGGGGCCUUGAUGAGCCGGCGUCCACCGCGAGUUCUACGCCUGGACGCGUGGAAGACAGCGGACAUUGGGAGAGCAGUGGCAAGGAUCGGAUUAGCGAUGCCGUGCAAGCUCUCAAACAACCUCCUGCAGGACCAAUACAGAAGAGCGCAGACGUGCAGCAAAGGAUUGCUGAAGUGGUCAAGGAUCUUGACGAGCUUCACGCUCGAGAAUUGGGCGAAAAGAAUUCAGCGCUUGCAGUCGCUCAAGCCCAUCUGCAAGCUGCAACUCGCGAGCUGGCGUCCAGAAGACGCAAGGUCACUGAGGCAGCGCGGAAUGCGGCGACGCGCGAAGAAAAUCGAAUGAGAACGACGAAUUUGUGGCGAAUGCUUUACGAAGUCUUGGCCUGGGAUGUACCGGAAGGGACUAGCCGCGCCGAAGAUUUGGCUUUCCAGCCUGGCAGCGUCGACGAUGCGGACCCCAGAGCUGCCGAGAAACGAGAGCUUGUGGCUGUAGAGAGCCUGCAAAGCUCCGACAUGGUUAUUGAGGGAGGUCUUGCCGCGCAGACACCUUUUCCUGGAGCGCCGUUGGGAGAAGCGGACGAAUUGAUCAGGCUCAGGUGGCUCGAGCGAAUUUUCAAGGAAGAGACGGAUCGUCUGCAGCAAAGAAUCGUAGCGCUGGACGGAGCUGGAGCUGCGAAGCAGAGACAAUGUCGCAAGGUAGUGGCAAUGUGCUGCAACGUGCCCGAGGAGAAGGUGGAAGGGAUGCUGGAUGACCUGGUCACUGCUAUCGAGAGCGACCGGAUGGGCGUAGACUUGGCCCGUCUGGCUGGAUUUCUGGAAAAGAUCAAAAAAAGCGGGAACAAAGAAGGUGAAGCGCCGACAGUGGCGAAGCAUUGAACGUUCUCUCGACAUUUGUCCAAGAAGCAUUGCGCGGUCCACGCCUUGUUCCUUUGAGGAUACAUCGCUCAAGUCGUAUGUUCGCUUCUCCCUGCCGUCACGUUCGGUCCCCUAGGAAUGCGUGUCUACCUGUACGAUAUCUGUUCGAAUCGAGUUUGUUUGCCC